AUGUCUACAUCAGACAAUGCCCCUGCUGCUGAAAACACCAGAUCUCAGCCUGAACAGGUUACAACCUUCAAUCUUGAAGAGCCCCAGAAGAUCUUGCUAUCGUGUAACAUGUCAAGUGUUACCAAACUCACAUCGACCAACUACUUUACCUGGAGUGUCCAGGUUCAAGCACUCCUUGAGGGUUACAACCUUGAGAGUUUCAUUCUUGAUGAAUCUGUCGUCCCUUCUCCCACGGUGACAGUUGAUGGUGUCGUCAAAGACAAUCCUGUUUUUCUUCCCUGGAAACAACAGGAUCGCUUAAUUUUCAGCUCUCUUCUUGGAGCUUUAUCUGUGACCUUGCAGCCAAUGAUUGCUCGCUCCAGAUAUGCUCGUGAAGCCUGGAAAACGCUAGCCAAUUAUACCUACGGCAAAGCAUCCAGAGGCCAUCUUUUGCAGCUACGUGACCAAGUGAAACGCUGCUCAAAAGACGAACUUGCCAUGCUUGACAAGCCAAUGGACCAUGAAGAUGUGUUGGAAGCAGUCCUUGAUGGUCUCCCUGAAGAAUACAAACCUGUGGUGGAUCUCGUUAAUGCCAAAGACAAGACCAUUACAAUUGAGGAACUGCACGAGAAGUUACUGAAUCACGAGGGUCACAGUGCUAAGUUCUGCCCUGAUUUUCGCAUCAUCUCUGCUCCCAGUUCCCGUGAGUAUCAGCACCAUCGUCCACCAACACCUUGGCAGUCCUCAGUUACAGCCAACAAUGCUCAGCUCUCCCCCUACGAUACUACUCCUUGGCUCCUUGAUAGCGGGGCAUCGCAUCAUAUAACCUCAGAUUUGCACAAUCUGGACAUCCACAAUCAGUACACAGGCUCAGAUGAUGUCAUUAUUGGUGAUGGUGAAGGACCUAAAUACGGGGGUGCCGCUUCUAACCGGAAGCACUAG
Molecule: messenger RNA, 921 nt
Organism: Tarenaya hassleriana
Lineage: Eukaryota; Viridiplantae; Streptophyta; Magnoliopsida; Brassicales; Cleomaceae
Exons: 4
Coding region: 1-921 (306 amino acids)
Source: RefSeq, a predicted model, not a curated record